ACAACGAGAUCUCAUGAGAUAACUGGGUUGUUAGAAGUGUCUUUUGUCAAAGGGAUGUUCCCUACAUAUGGAAAGAAUACGGAUUUUCUUAUUGCAUUUUGGCGCAAUACCGUCCACAGGAGGCGCUAUCCCUCUCCUCCUCUCUCUAUCUCUACCCUUUGCUUGCAUAGCAACCGCUCGGAUAUGUUCUGCUUUCCAUCGACCAAUAGCGGGACCCGACUUUCGAGUCAUGGGGCGAACGAACGGUCAUGUCCGUUGUAAACUGCGUAGCCAUUGGCCUACAGGCCGCACGAGUGACGUCACACGAUGGAAUAAGCCAAUCGCCUCAAGUUAUGGAGGUUGUUUUCAUUUGUAUUCAGGAACACAUAUCAUGGGGGAAGCAAUGGUUAUUAAGUAAAGGGUGUCAUCUACGCAAGUGGGUAAACGAUAUUUGAACACAUUUGUGGCCAUUCAAGCCUUUUAUUGCCAACGUCAUUGAAAGGUGCCCCGGCCGAAAUUUGGCUUGUAGAGAGUCUUUCUCAUAGACCGCGGGAGGGCGCCACUGAGGCGGCCGUUGCAAACCACGCCAGUUCAGUUCCGUUGCUGCGUCUGCCAUGUUUUGAUCGGAUUAUUGCUGGGGUCGAGACAAAAACGUCGUAUUUGCUUGUUAUCCGUAUUCCCGAGUGUGUGUGAAGUGUCAACAGUAUGAACCGACUUGGAAAUUAAAUUCAGUGCACAAUGAAGUGUCAAUACUCCGACUCAAAGUUAUUUCACGUGACCAAAACAGUGCCGUACAGGCUACGAAAAAUUCCAAACCUCUAUCUAAAGUUUUCUAAACGCAAGAACUCUAUUUUCAAGUGUAUAUGGUGACAACUUAUUGUGAAAAUCGACUUAAGAGGUUAUCGGAGGAUGUCAGUGGCGGAAAAAGCCUUGUUUUCCGUGUAAUGAUUGGUGCUGGUGCUGGUGUUUACAUGGAUACCUGGUUGUUGUUAUUGUGGAUGUGCCGAGCCGUGUGAAUCCUCGUCUUCGUCCUCGCCGUGUCGGAUACAGUGCUAAAGUGUUCCCCAGUGUUUUCCUGGAUCGACCUUCCACGUUGUGGCCAGUGUCCGCGGCCCAGUUGGAGAGCUCCUCGAUUCUGAAACGCGAGUGAAGUGCAAGGAGCAGUGGUGGAUGCUGCUCCGUGUUGAGGUUAGGCUGUGUGGGUGACUCGAUGGUGCUGUUGAGUUCCGACGUGUCGAGUCGCUCGUCCAUCGCAAUGGACUGCACUUCUGUGGCUGCGGCGAUGGUCCCGCACCCGAUGAAGCAGCGCGGCGAGCCGGCGGGAGGGAACGCCGUGUCGGGCGGAGUGUCCGCGCCCCCCUCGUCCUGGCACCACAAACAUGAGCAGCUCAUGCUCAUGGAGAAGCAGAAGACCAAAGCGGCGGACAGCGGUGGCGGGCGCCGUUCGGAGCGGCAUGCCCCCCUGUACGGACGCCUGGUGGCCGAGGAGCAGAUGGCGACCGUCAACGCCACGCCGAGCGACAUCCAGGCCAUGCAGGCCCGCAUCCCGCAGAACUUCAGGGACCCGUCGACGGCGCCGCUGCGAAAGCUUUCGGUCGACCUCAUCAAGACGUACAAGCACAUCAACGAGCAGUGAUGGUUCUUACGUUCUUAGAAAAAUUAGAGAUGGAAAGAAGUAUAAAUUACCUGGCACUCGAAGGUUACAUGAUUUAUUAGGAGUGGACAGUUGGGGUCCAGGUGGUCGGCGUUUAGGUGAACCUGGUCACUCAAAUUCAGAUUACCUUAAAUUUAAAGAUCUUAUUUUAAGAAUGCUAGACUAUGAUCCCAAAACAAGAGUGACACCAUACUAUGCACUACAGCACAACUUCUUCAAACGCACUGCGGAUGAAUCCACAAAUACCAAUUCAGGUGGUCCUAGUGGGAGUGCAAGCACAAGUCCAGCUGUAGCUUCACACUCCUCACAUUCAUCACAUCCAAGUCACACAACGCAUACUUCCUCACACCCCGAAUCAAUGGUGGGUUCUAGUCCAUCUACAUCAACAGCAGGUUCAACCGCUCAACAACAAGGCUUGGUGGGUGCAGGCACUCGAGAUUGGGCAGAUGCCACAUACACUGGCUCUUAUUUGUCCCAUAUGACGCACGCCUCCCAUCCCUCUCAAGCUACUGCAAUGGAGUGUGAACCGUCCUACACCAGAGCUCAUCAAGUGUCCCAAAUACACCCCCAUCACCACAUGGGCCUUGGCAGGCUUAUGCAAAGCCAGCAGCCUGUGUCUCGCUAUGCUCCACAGUCAUUACCCAUGGAGCAACUGCCCAGCCUAGACUGUACGCAAACUGGCAGUUUGAACAUCCCCUUGGUUGGAUCUGCUGGCACGCAAACAGCCAGCUAUUUCAACCAAGGAUAUCCUGCAAGUCACCAAAACCCAUCUGUCAUAGCUCCAGCUGGCUAUAGCUUUGUGUCAGGUCAACCCGGUUUGUCAAAGGCAGAUUUGAGUGUUGGAGCCCCAAAACUGAAUAAGCAAAGCUCCAACCCAGGGCAAAGUGGUAGUGAUCGUGAAGAUAGUCCAAUGGUGGGAGUGUGUGUUCAACAAAGCCCAGUUGUUAGCCAUUGACAGUUGCCACAUUUUAGGAACUUAUGUCUUUUUAAUAUAUGUAUUAGAUGUAAGUACUGGCUUGAGUUAAGCUACCUGUUGUGUUAAGUUGAUUGUAUAGUGUACAAACAAAAAUUUUGACCAAGUGGCUCUUGUCAAUGUAUGCCACUUGUUUGCAUCUUGUUGACAAAUUAAAUGAGACAUUACCUACUGGUAAUGUUAUGAUUUCAAUUCAUGAAAUGAUAUCAUGAAAUUCCUGCAUUAUUUAUGACACAUAGUUGUUUGACUAGCAGUGAUUGUGUAAGGUCUAUUCAAGCAGGAUCUUGGUACACUUCUGGAAUUUGUAAAGGUUGCAUGCUUUAGUGCUGCAAGUUAAUGUGUGACAACACUCUUGUGAUAGAAAGUUUCUUAUUGUGGCGUCAUUUUGAUAUGAAUUAUUUUUAUUAAGUGUAGUAAAUGGGAGUGAAAAACUCUAUGAAGUCUGGAUGUAUGUGCAUUGCUUCAUUAGCACCAAAUGGAGCUUUUGUUCUCAUCCCGUGGUACCUCCGUGCAAAUAUGUUAUUAGAAAUGUCAUGGAGGGUUCUUCAAUCUUUAAUUUUUUUAGAUCAAUUUGAUAAUAGGUCACUUGUUAAUGAAAUCAAUUCACUCACUAAUGUUUACUUUUGGAUGAGACACCCUUGCUAUCCUUUUGUAAAACAUUAUCCAUUAUUAUGCACUUUGUGUAUUGGAAAGUGCUGUAUUCUGAUGAACUUGCUCAGCCUAAUUUUAUGUUUGGAACAAUCUGAAUUGUACAUUUCCUUGUUUUACUGGUAUCAAUCAUGUAGUUUGUUUUGGUCUAUCUAAUUAGUACAUGUUCUGAUUUUACUGGUAUCAAUCAUGAUGUAGAUUUCAUCACUUGCUGUCAUUGUUAGUCCUCCUCCGUAGAGAUUUAAAAGGCACUUUUGUAAAGGACCAAACUGUUAGAUCUUUGUAGAUUUGCGCAAAGAACUUUGAAAAAAGAAUAGGUACACAAUCUGUUACUGUACAUCAAAUGAUGUAUUUUCCUUCAUACUUAGCAUAUGGUUUUCUCCUAUCUCAAAUAUACACGUCUUGCAGUUACAUAUCAGUACAGACUACCUACUUCAUAGCCCAUCAAUAUUAAGAGAGAUUUUAAAUCUAAAUUUUAUUGACGUUCUUGCACUUUUAUUGAUUAAAAAAAUGUAAAUUUUAAAAAUCCACUUUAGCUCAUUUUUGAGACAUUUGGAUUUUAUAAUGCAAGGAGUUGUCUGAAAAAUUAGAUUUUUGUUUUCUUUGGGGGUAAUUUGAAUUGAGAUACAAAAAGAAGCAUAUAUGCAAUGGCUGUAGCUUAGGUAUUUUGAAAACAUAGAAAGGCUAGUUUGUCCACUGUUCAGUAUUCAGUUUAUUUAAAGAAAUAGUACACAAGUUUUCAUUUUAAAUUAUCAUAUGUACACUUUGUUUAGGCUGUGUGUCUUUCUUGCCCUAACAGCUUUUGAAUGGAGUGUUUUACCAGUAUAGUUUUUAAAUUUGUAGGUAUAAAUCAAACAUGUUAUGUUCCUACACCCCCUUCUCCCAUUACACUAUCUCUCUCUCUCUCUCUCUUUAUUUUCAAAGGUGAGCAGUUUUGCCUCAGAUUUAACUGAUCUGGAACUUUCAGAUGUGUAAAAUGUUUCUUUUUUUUUAAAAAAUGUGUUUUGCUCCUUCCAUGAUGAGCAUCAUACAUGGAAGAUUUUCGUUUAAUGUAUCUUUCCUUCACAAUCUCAUAAAACUCAUCUUUGCUGCUCAGUCAUGAGUAGUUUGUGUACCUUUUCAUUUUUGUACCUCUGGUCGGUUCAUAGUUUUUAUCUAAUUUCAGUAUGAAUUGUAAGGUUGGCCAAAGGCCGAACUUAGCUGGUGAUAUUUCUGUUAUCAUUUUAUAUGCUAUCGUUUAAUAUCUAUUUUAACAAUGAAUGUAUGUUUUGUUUGUGAUGGACAUGAGAUAAAGUGAAACCAUCGAACACAUGUAAUAUUGUUGUAUCCCAUCCAAUUUUCCUUUUGAAGUUAAAGGUCAGCUUCAAGCUUCAGCCAAAGACCAAGGAAAUGUAUAUCAAACUCUUGAAAGUUCACUACCGGAUAUGAUGGUGUCAGAAUUAUGCGAAGUUCUCAACAUUCUUUUUUCUUCUAAGGUUUCUCAUCAGGUCGUUCAUGGGUUUAGCAUGCAUGCAAAUCUUGUCAACACUGGAAAAGCAAAUGUUAAAUGUGUCUCGUCAGCUGGUGCACUCUCCUCAGAAAACAUUCUGUGAUGCACUCUCUUGUCAGAAUGUGUUUGUGAUGUACUCACCUCUGAUUUGGAGGGAUAGAAUCAUUAACAAGUGGAGUGCAUUACAAAUUCAUCACUAAAGAUGACACAUGUCACACAGGUUUUUCCAAUGAGGGCAAUGGGAAAGCAUACACCAAUUACAAAAUCCGAUUUCAGUUCAUUAAGAGGUAGUUAAUGGCAUGUGCUGAAGGACAUGUGUAUCUCAAAAUACUGGUAAAUUAUAUGCUUUUGCCAUCACAAUUUUCAGUUAUCAAAGACACCCACAAUUUGAAUGUGAACAUUGAGUUUGAUGCUGUUUUUUGUUUUUUGAAUUUUUCUGCUAGUGCAGAGCCCUGCUAUUCAUUGAAGCACUGUCUACUUUGUGGCUAACAGUAAAAUGAAACUGGAACAGCAACAGAGGGGACAGUUUGCAUACAAAUGAUGCACCAUAUAUUUCUGUAAAUGCAGUAUUUUUCAGGCUCAGUACACUACUUUUCUUGUGACAGGAAGACCAUUUAUAUGUCCUAGCUCAUUUCUUUAACCUAUUCAUACCUUACAGAUGUUCACUGUCAUUAUUCAAAUGUGAACCAUCAUUUAGCGACCUCUCAUUUUUCCUUUUGAGUUGCCAUGGAUGGCCUUAAUUGAUCGGCGGGCUAUUUUAUUUUUCAAAUCUUGACGUUUUACGUUGACUAUCAAAUUAACUAUUUGUUCAAUCUAUUGGUGAGAAUCUGAAAACUCUAAGAUACCCUGUCAUCCAUCUGUUCUUCUUGGUCUUUGGCUGGUGAAAAUUACCCUAAAGUAAGAUCUUUCAUUCAUCAAGAGUCUUUGUUUGUUUUCUAGAUUUUUUUUUUCAGGCAUUUUAAACUAAACAAUUUUUCAAUAGAUGUGUCAUACUGUUGGUCGAGCUAUUUCAUCAGGAUUUUUAUUAGAAUUUCUGGUUUGAGUUUGUAAGUGUUAAAAGUGUAUUGCAUCGUAACAAUUUAUCACUAUUUCUAUUCUAAAAUAUACUUUCACUCAUAAGUCAUGCUCCAAAACUCACCUACUACAUAUACAUAAAUGGGCCAUUCAUUACUACAUACAUGUCUUAGUUGAGCUAUGUGUUAAAUAAGUUAUUUCAAACCGAAACUGCCAUAGUUGAUUUAUGAUGUGAAACGAGGCAAAGCCAGUAAAAUGUGAUAAAUAUGUGUGAGUCAGAUUUAAUAAGAAAAUGGAGCAGAAACAUGUUCAUAUUUGUGGUUCAUUGUAAAAUUUAGUCUCCUCAUUCAUUUUUUUAAAAAAUAUAUCUUUAUUGUGUUAAAGUUUUGUUGGUAUAGUUUGCGCAGAUGAAGAAUGACCCAUCUGCUGCGGAACAGAACAACCUUAGUGGCAUGAGAACAUCUUCCAAGUUGUAUAAUGUCUCUUUCUACCCAUUGUGUAAUUAUAUCAAUCCAGAGUGCAACUUUGUGAUCUGUAUGCCUCAUUCUGUACUCAAAAGAAAUAAGUGAUUGUUACAAAUCCAUACAUGUAGAUUUGCUCUCAGUAUUGUUAUUAAAGUUAUAAAUUCACUGUGUAUACCAUAUGAUUCAGAUUGUUUAGUUUUAAAUUUAACUGUAAAUUCAUUGUAAAUAAUAAUAUAGAAAUCUGUUGUCACUGUUCA
Messenger RNA from Frankliniella occidentalis (western flower thrips), 6478 nucleotides. Its product is annotated as serine/threonine-protein kinase minibrain. The record is from RefSeq and is a predicted model, not a curated record. Gene Ontology annotation, molecular function: transcription coactivator activity; ATP binding; protein serine/threonine kinase activity. Gene Ontology annotation, cellular component: nucleus. Gene Ontology annotation, biological process: positive regulation of DNA-templated transcription; peptidyl-threonine phosphorylation; protein autophosphorylation. Lineage: Eukaryota; Metazoa; Arthropoda; Insecta; Thysanoptera; Thripidae.